AUGUGGGAACAUGAGCAUGGAUAUGACAAAAAUGGGAAUAUGAUAUUGCUGCAUGAAGAAGUCAUCCCGCAAGAAUGGUGCAGUAGUUCGCUAGUGCCCAUCUUCAAGAAUAAAGGGGAUGUGCAAGAUUGCGGCAACUAUAGAGGGAUAAAGCUCAUGUCGCAUACUAUGAAAGUAUGGGAGAAAGUGAUAGAGAAAAGAGUGCGAGAAGAGAGUGAAAUUACCCAAAACCAAUUUGGGUUUAUGCCAGGUCGAGGGACAAUGGACGCCAUCUUCGCACUUCGCCAAUUGUGCGAGAAGUACAGACGUGUGCACAGGAACCUGCACAUGGUGUUCAUUGACCUUGAGAAAGCGUAUGAUAGGGUGCCUCGGGAAGUGUUGUGGUGGGCCAUGAAAGAGAAAGGUGUGCCUGGGAAGUAUGUGGAGUUAGUUCGUGCGAUGUACAUGCAGUCCUGUACGUAUGUCCGAUCGUCGGCCGGCAAUACUGACCAGUUCAGUGUGGCUGUGGGCCUGCACCAAGGGUCUGCUUUAAGUCCUUACCUCUCCCUGCUUAUUAUGGACGCCUUGACGGCGGACAUACAGGAGGAGGCACCCUGGUGCAUGCUGUUUGCCGACGACAUCGUCCUGGUUAGUGAAGACGGACCUGAGAUCCAGAGCAGAUUGGGGAGUUGGCAACAGAGACUGGAGAAUGUUGGCUUAAAAUCAGCAGAACCAAGACCGAAUACAUGUUCUGCGAUUUCGGCGGUCUCUCCAGUCCUGAAGCCAUAG
Helicoverpa armigera (cotton bollworm) is the source of this 768-nucleotide messenger RNA. Its product is annotated as LINE-1 retrotransposable element ORF2 protein. The coding region runs from base 1 to 768 and encodes 255 amino acids. NCBI's taxonomy places the organism in Eukaryota, Metazoa, Arthropoda, Insecta, Lepidoptera, Noctuidae. The record is from RefSeq and is a predicted model, not a curated record. The transcript is spliced from 2 exons.